Molecule: messenger RNA, 1589 nt
Organism: Ictalurus punctatus (channel catfish)
Lineage: Eukaryota; Metazoa; Chordata; Actinopteri; Siluriformes; Ictaluridae
Gene: fam78ab
Product: family with sequence similarity 78 member Ab
Exons: 4
Coding region: 683-1570 (295 amino acids)
Source: RefSeq, a predicted model, not a curated record
UGUGUUGUAAUGACCAGAAGCGCAGCGCGGCAGGACGACGACGCAGAAGCACCAAAGGAAACCAGAACGCACGGGAAGUACCACGGGGUGCCAAAACUUUCACACCAAAGACACCGAGAGAGAGAGAGAGAGAGAGAGAGAUGAAACUGGAACGUGCUUGAUUAUAUGAUAUUUUAUCUCAUUUAUUUUCCGCAUGGUGCCUGGAGGAGGAAGGCGGAAAGUCGCCCCUGUGAGAUGCUGAAAUGUGGAAUUGAUUCGUCUUUUUAAAUUUUUUUUUAUUUAUUCUAAUGGACCAAAAAAAACCCCACAAUGAAAUGCACUUUUCUACAGGCGUGAAGAGAUCCACAAAACAAAACAAGUCAGGAAGCACAGGAUAAAAAAAAAAAAUAAUAAUAAGGCAGCACGACUUUACGCUAAUUAAAACGGAAACACCAAAUUCGGAUUUAUUUUAAUUUGUUAAAUAAUUCCGCAUUUAGGAUUAAUUCGGUUCAAGAUAAAUCAUUAAAGUCUGUAGAUCUGCGCUCGAGCGCUUCUGGUGGGGCCGAGGGAGGCCACGCGCGUGCAAACCUGCAACCGGAGGGGUCAUCGGUGAGAUGACAGAGAUGGAGCACGACCCUUUCCGAUUGAUAUCCUGCGCGAGGAUGCGAUACUAACGCUUAAAAAAAAACAAACAACAACACGGAUGCAAUAUUCGGUGCAUGCGUUCGGGUCGCGUGCACGCUCCGGGACGUUGCUGUGGUGGAUCUCGUCGUCGCUGCCGCUUCUGCUGCUGUUCAGCGCCAUGGGCUGCAUCCAGAGCCUCAGGUGCAAGCCGAAGAGUUUCCGCGAGAGCGUCGCCGUGCUCGAGGUGACCACCUCCAUCGACCCGAACCCCACCAGCAUCGACGAGUCCUCCAGCGUGGUGCUGCGCUACCGGACGCCGCACUUCCGCGCCACCGCGCGCGUCCUCGUGCCCCCAGUGUCCGCCAAGGAGACGUGGACGGUGGGCUGGAUCCAGGCGUGCAACCACAUGGAGUUUUACAACCGAUACGGAGCCGAGGGCAUGUCGAGCUGGGAGCUUCCGGAUCUCCGCGACGGUAAAAUCCAAGCCAUCAGCGACUCGGACGGCGUGAACUAUCCCUGGUACGGCAACACCACGGAGACCUGCACCCUCGUGGGUCCUACCAAGAAAGACACCAAGUUCACCGUCAGCAUGAACGACAACUUCUACCCGAGCGUGACGUGGGGCGUGCCGGUGAGCGAGAGCAACGUGCCGAUGCUGAGCAACAUCUGGAGGGACCAGAGCUUCACCACGUGGCUGGUUGCCAUCAACCAGGCGUCGGGAGAGACGGUGGUGCUGCGGACAGUGCGCUGGCGCAUGCGGCUGCACAUCGAGGUGGAUCCGGACAAACCGCUGGGGAAGCGAGCCAAGCUUCUGGAACCCGUCGAUCAGGAGCAGCCUCGACUGCUGGGCAAAAACGAGCCGAUCCCGCCCAACGCCAUGGUCAAACCCAACGCCAACGACGCACAAGUCCUCAUGUGGAGGCCCAGGACUGGAGAUCCAGUGGUGGUCAUCCCUCCCAAAUACUGAUUACAGUUUUUGAUUAUUU